AUGUGGCAAAUCUCGGUAAGAUUCUGCUGUUGUUGCUGUUAUUUUUGUUGUUGGCACCAGGCCUGAAACCUGAAACAGAAUAAGGUAUAAAUCUAACGACGCGCCAACUCGCUGUCGAACUUUCGACAUGUUUCCACUCUUUUUCACCUGCAUGUAUGACACCAUGUGCAAGCACACGUGCCCUGAAGCAAUAGCAAUCACAUUUGCCCUUAGAAUUUUUUUUACAGUAAAACGCGGGCAACAAAAAUGGCAAAUUCUUCUUCCAUAAUCGCUUCAAAACGAGUUAAAACAACGUUGCGCGUUUUACCACCAGUCAAGUCUGUCUCGCAACAAUUCAUAUUGUUGCAGGUUUCAGAUAGUUGUUGCAAAACGCCUUAAACUACUCUCUACUUUCUGCAACAACUUGUCGCAACCUACAACUCGGCACGGUGCACGUGCUUGCAAACAAAAAAGAAAUCCAAGGAGCAAGGUCAACGGCUUUACGCGCCCUGCUGUAUGCGCACUGCUGCAAAUGAAUUGUUGACUCUAUGUUAUCUGUGAGGUUCGUAUACAGAGUCUUGAAUUCUUGAAAUAGUCUUGACAUUUCCCCAGCAAUUUUCCAGACCUGGAAGAAGUCUGAAAAAGUUUGUAAAAAGUCUUGCGGUUUUUUUUUUAAUUUUUCAAAGCUGAAACAAGUGCUUCAUGCAUAAGCGAUAUUUUUUUGUUUUGGUCAAAUCUGACUCAAUGUCGCCCCUAUGUUUGCAGCGGAUCAAGAAAAAAGUUUGCUUUCUUCGUUCGUCUUUUAUGGUCUCUAUUGAUCACCCUCCGGGUUUAUUUGAUAACCUUGAGGUCGGAAAAAGAAAUUAAUGCUUUGGAAAACUGUCUGGAAAAAGUCUUGAAUUUUGGAUCCAAAAAUCUCUACGAACCCGGCCUGUAUCUGGCAAAAGGAACCGGCAUUCCCUAUUUUGUUUCAGCCAUGAAGUGUUGUGUUUCAUUUUCAGUAUUGCUGUCAGCGUAAUUUGCGUUCAAAGAUAAACGGGACUAUUAAUUAAUUCGCCUAUUUCUUUCUCUGCAUCAUUCUUCUUUCCUAGAUUGGCGAAGGCUUCGACAUCUGUCCAGGGCAAGAGGAGUAUUUGUACGAAAACGAGUGGUAAGUAUAUUAUGAGCUAUUGUACAAGCCACUUAGAGGUCAGUUUAUCAAUCUAUCCACAAAUUAGCGCUAUUGAAAUUAAAAUUGAACCGAUAUUAAAAGGCCAAGUUUUUUAUCUUUGAACUUGAAAUAUUUUUGGAUAACAAGCGUGGCGGCGACUAAUGUUUCUUUAUGAAGAAGUACAGCUGUCGAAACUAGUCACCACUCUGGGCUGGUGUGAUCUCAUUCUUACUUCUUAAGUUAGUCAUAACUGAUUUUGCUGGCUCUCGUAGGACACCCACAGAGGAGGAUUUUAAACUUUUUGAUGAAAGAAAGCACCAGUGUUGUCAAGGUAUCAGUGAAAAAUUCAGGUUACAAUCGUUCAGAUUAUUUGCUAAUGGCGAAAACAGUUACACGGAGAAAAGUACUGAAUUUACGUUCAGUUCUCUAUGGCGUCGUCAAAACUCAUGUGCGAUGCGGCUUUUACAGCGCGCGCAACUUCUUAGGAACUUGAAUUAUCGCUUUUUCCCGGCGAGCUCUUGAGCAGAAACUUUCUUCUUAAACGACAACAACAUUAAUAUUUAUUUCUACGGAAACAAAUUACAUUUUGUUCUUGAGACACUCAAUUUUGUUCUUGGAUUGCAUGCAAACGCAAAAACUAUCAUCAGUCUACUGUACAUAGCUGGUAUUUUCUAAAACAAAAAGAACCAGAGAUAAGAAACAAAACCAGGAGGUCCUGACAAAAAAAAAACAACAACAAAAACAAAAAACACUAUAGCCGUUGUCAAACACUCCUAUGACCACCUAUGUGAAACGCAAUUUCCUCGCGCCGUUUUUCUCUCGCGGUAGCCAUCGUGCACGCAUAAUCACGUUUGUUCCCCGCCGUACUUGACGCGUUCAGUGUGUAAAACUCGAAAAAAUGUCAUAGAUUGGUUGUUAUGUCGGGUUUUGUUGGGGAGGGGUGGGUGGGUGGCUUACUGAGAACCGCACAAAAAUUUCGUUUUAAAGCUAUCAAGGCCAGUUCCUUGCACUUUCCGAGUAUAUUUGUAUGCAUUCCGCCGGGGAAGAGAGCGGUCACAUUCUAUGCACAGUUUUAUAAUCAAUUUAUAAAGCAAAAGGCUCAGUGUAACCGAAGGUAUCAAGGUACAUCCAAAGAAUAAAACUGUUGCUAUUUUUGGUUUCAUUUUUGCAGAAUUUUCAUCAUUAAAUUCCAGGACAAGACCGUCUCAAGAAUCUUGCGGAAAAGAAAGCUGUUUCUUUGAAGAUGGAUCAAUACUUUAUUUGUAA
Messenger RNA from Porites evermanni, 2395 nucleotides. The record is from the annotation of a GenBank genome assembly. NCBI's taxonomy places the organism in Eukaryota, Metazoa, Cnidaria, Anthozoa, Scleractinia, Poritidae.